Messenger RNA from Triticum dicoccoides, 2122 nucleotides. Its product is annotated as NAC domain-containing protein 41-like. Lineage: Eukaryota; Viridiplantae; Streptophyta; Magnoliopsida; Poales; Poaceae. Gene Ontology annotation, molecular function: DNA binding. Bases 214 to 882 code for a protein of 222 amino acids. The record is from RefSeq and is a predicted model, not a curated record. The transcript has 2 exons. Gene Ontology annotation, biological process: regulation of DNA-templated transcription.
CGGCGGCAGGAUGGAGUCUGCUCCACGCCACAGCGCGCGUAUGCAGAUCCUAUAAAUUGCCCGCCUUUUCGUCUCCACUCCACUCAUCGACCUCCUCACCUCUCUACCAAAACUGUACCGGCAGAAUUGUACUGCCUUCCCAGACUGAUCGGUGAUCGCCGAUCAGUUUCUGACCUUCUACUUGCACCUUAAACCUGCAACUAUACUACGCUAAUGGAGAAGAUGCGGGCAGCAGGGGAGGCGCCGCCGACGCAGCUGCUGCCUCCGGGGUUUCGGUUCCACCCCACCGACGUGGAGCUGCUGCUGCAGUACCUCCGCCGCAUGGCCCUGGACCGCCCGCUGCCCGCCGCCGUCAUCCCCGUCGUCCACGACGCCGCCAUGCCCGACCCCUGGGACCUCCCCGGCGCGAGCGAGGGGGAAUCGGCUUACUUCUUCAGCCAGAGGCAAGGCCGUGGCGGGCGGCGGAGGAGAGCGACCGGAGGGUACUGGAAGGCCACGGGGAAGGAGAAGCCGGUGUUCGUGCAGCUGCCGGUUGGCAAGCGGCUGCUCGUCGGCGUCAAGACGGCGCUGGCCUUCCACCGCGGCAAGUCGCGCACGGACUGGGUCAUGCACGAGUACCGCCUCGCCGGCGCGGCGGACCAGAACAAGCGUGCCAAUGGCGGCUCGCAGAGCAGCGAAUGGGUCGUGUGCCGGGUGUCUAUGAAAAGCAGAGCAAGGAGGUCGGCAGCGGGCGGCGAGACGACCGGCGAUCACCAGCAGGAGCAGCCAUCACCGUCGCCGUCUUCGACGUCGAGCUGCGUCACGGACCACACUUGUCACGCCCCAGACCAAGAAGAGGUCAGCAGCAGCACUAGCCAUUGCCAGCAGCAUCCGACACGCUAAGCUCCAGCUGCUGCAGACCUGCAGUGCGAUCAUGCCUCCCAAAGAGAGGCCUAGCCAGGCAUUUAAAUUCCAGCCUUCCUUGUAUACCUGUCCUUGUACGUACGGCCGCAGCGCCAUGGUAACCAUGAGAAUUGGGUUGAAGAGAAGAAGAAAUCUCCAUUAAAGCGGCUGCGGCAUCCGCAUCAGCUGUAACUUGCAAGUCUCCCCAAGACACUCAUCAACGAAAGGGAAACCAGCGGCAUACUUCAGUCUGUCCAUUUACGGACCGCCCGACUUUCUGGACUGGCGUUCUGCCGUAUCCUUGAGAGCUCCACCUCCAGCUUCCCCAUCCGGCCUCCCUCCCCCUCGCCGCCGGCGGCCAUGGUGGCCGGCGCUGGGUGGGAUGGAGGUCUGGAUCCUAGGUCUAGUAGUGUGUGAGUGUCUUUCUCUGGCAAAUAAAGUGGAGUUGCGUUUUGGAUCUUGUCUAGGUGGUUGUUCAACUCUCCCUUGGGGCCACGCUGGUGGCGAAAAGGCGGAGGCAAGGAUGAUCCCUGGCAGCGGAUCCUUCGGCGGCUUCCCUCAGCCGGAUCCAUGGCGAAGCUUAGGCCCGUCCGGUUUCGUCCCCACUUCUCCCCCCUUUUCUUGCUGUAAUAAAUCCCAAUAUGGUGUGCCAGAUGCUCUUCUUCCUCGAUCUGUUCUUACCACCAUGGUUGUGGGAAGAGAGAUAGAGCAGCAGGAGAUGUACAUGCCUACCACUUGCAGGAGGCCUCGUUGCUACCUUCCUCCACUUGAUGCCGCCAAGGUGGUGGAUGAAGAGGGGUGGGGAAGCACUGAGCUGAAGAUUGAUGGUCGGGUUCGAGCUCAUCAGCAGAGGAUUCUAUGGUGGAGCUACGGCGCUUGCAGUCGGCUGCCGGUCUUCAUCGACCCUCUGCUUCUUCUGGUCGAAGGGCGGCCAACCCCUUUCCUCCUGGCUUGCAUGCCUUAUGGGAGGCAGUUCCAGUUUUCGUUCAGAGGCUCUGGGAUGCACGUGCUGCACCCAUGGCGAUCUUGUCGCCCCAAGUGGUUCGUCCCCGGCGACGGCGAGGUUCAAUCUGAGCGAAGGCUGCCAAGGACCCGAUUGCGUUUUAAUCUUUCAGUUAGGGGUUCUCCAUGCAAAAGUCUGGGACUUUGUUGUAAUCUUUCUUUUUCUUUCGGUCCUGAUGUAAAGUGUGCUUUGAAGCUUAUCUAAUGUAAGUCUGGCCCUUCGGGGCACUUCCCUGUU